UUUCUCGUCGUCACUGGAUGAGAAAUAUUGCUCUAGUAGGCCUUCCUCCGCCUCCCAUUCCUCACAACGCCCAAACCGCCCAAAACCUACAACUUGCGGACUGUCUCAGUCGUCUUGGACACUCGCAAUACACAACAUGGGCACCAAUGUGGACCUCAUCCAGCCACUGCUCCAUUUCGCCAUCGACGUCUACAAACAAGUGCAGAGCCCCGACACCUUCUUUUCGCCCUUGAGUAUCGCAGCUGCACUGUCCAUGACCCUACCGGGAACACGAGGCAAUACAGCCAAGGAGAUCGCCACUGCUCUGCACAUAAAAGAAGACGUUCACGAGGCUUUCUCGCAACUUCAGAAAUCCUUGCAGGAUUGUGCGUGCGAACUUAACAUCGCAAACCGCAUCUACAGUGAUCGAAGGUUGAACCCGCUGCGUGCAUUUUGCGCUUUGCUACAGGAGUAUUACUCUACUACUAUAGAAACUGUGGACUUUUGUGACGAUGCCGUGCGCCAGAAGAUCAAUGCCUGGGUCGAACAGGUCACUAACGAUAAGAUCAAAGACCUUUUGGCUCCAGGAACCGUGGAUCAGCUCACCCUACUUGUUCUAGUGAACGCCGUAUAUUUUAAAGGUACCUGGCAAACGAGGUUCGAAGAACAUGCAACCAGCCUGAUGGAUUUUUAUGAAACAUCUUCCACUGCAAAGAAAGUGGACAUGAUGUUUCAGAAGGGAAACUUUAGGAUGGGAUAUAACGAGGAACUGAAGGUGACCACUCUAGAACUACCCUACAGCGGAGACGAGGCUUCUAUGGUCAUUCUGUUGCCGGAUGAGAUCGAUGGCUUGAAAUUCGUCCAAGAACAUCUGACAGUCGAAAAUCUGACGUCCGCAUUACACGAUAUGAGAAUGGAACGAGACGUGGAAGUGUUUUUGCCUAAAUUUAAGGUAGAGCAGACAAUGGAGCUGAAGAAGGUACUGAGGGACUUGGGUGUCAAAGACAUGUUCGAUGAUUCGGCAGAUCUGACGGGAAUUACUGAGCGGAGGGAUGUAAAGUUCUCUCACGCUGUGCACAAGGCGUAUGUUGACGUCAACGAAGAAGGCACGGAGGCCGCUGCGGCAACGGCUAUGGUGAUGGUUUGCCGCAUGGCGGCUGUGUUCGUUGAACCGAAAGUUUUCAAAGUGGAUCAUCCUUUCAUGUUUUGCAUUUUGGCCCGAGAUGUGGUCCUCUUCUUUGGUUCCUUGAGCCACCCGGUCUAUAGGUGACAGUCAUAUGACGGCAAAUAAUCGAUAAUAUUGCAAAUCGAUGAGGCGUCCGAUAGUCGUUUGGCUUGUAGGUGUCAACCAUUUCAAGUGAGAGAAACUGUUUCCUAGACGCCAGAGUGAGCGCCUUCAUUUCUGAGUAUAUGUGUCUGUUUUGUUGCCCUAAAACUGGAGGAAAAUAGAAACUGCAUGAACAAAGCAUAUUUUGUUACUAUUAGCCACGCAGAGAUGCCUGGCCGAGCUCGUGGUAACAUUGCUUGGGAAAGCUAGAGACUGACUUUAACAGGUGCAAAUAAAUAUGCUGAUUCAAUUA
Messenger RNA from Ornithodoros turicata, 1559 nucleotides. Its product is annotated as leukocyte elastase inhibitor-like. The record is from RefSeq and is a predicted model, not a curated record. The coding region runs from base 137 to 1249 and encodes 370 amino acids. Lineage: Eukaryota; Metazoa; Arthropoda; Arachnida; Ixodida; Argasidae. Gene Ontology annotation, molecular function: serine-type endopeptidase inhibitor activity. The transcript has 2 exons.